UUCUCAAAUUAAAUCUUAUUUCUCCCUUCUCUCUCUAAACUUCUCUCUCUCUCUAAAUAUGGGGAACUCCCUUCGUUUGUUUGCAACUUUCUUCCUUGUAGCUAUGCUGCUUUUGGCCACUGGACCAAUAACAAGCGUAGAAGCAAGAACUUGCGAGUCGCAGAGCCAUCAUUUCAAAGGGAAUUGUCUUAGCGAUACCAAUUGUGGUUCCGUUUGCCGCACCGAAGGGUUCACGGGUGGCAACUGUCGCGGUUUUCGUCGACGUUGCUUUUGCACCCGUAAUUGUUAAUAGAAGAAAAUAAUCUUUUCAGAACGAUCGCUUUAAUUUACCCUUUGUUGAAUUAAAGUGUAUGAUCUAUCAAUAAAACACGUACUUCCAUAUAUAUAAAUGGUUGUAUGUUUUGUUAUUUUA
Solanum pennellii is the source of this 412-nucleotide messenger RNA. RefSeq names its product defensin-like protein. Gene Ontology annotation, biological process: defense response. The transcript is spliced from 2 exons. Lineage: Eukaryota; Viridiplantae; Streptophyta; Magnoliopsida; Solanales; Solanaceae. The coding region runs from base 59 to 289 and encodes 76 amino acids. The record is from RefSeq and is a predicted model, not a curated record.